This is a messenger RNA of Daktulosphaira vitifoliae (grape phylloxera), 1205 nucleotides long. RefSeq lists its product as uncharacterized. NCBI's taxonomy places the organism in Eukaryota, Metazoa, Arthropoda, Insecta, Hemiptera, Phylloxeridae. Bases 44 to 643 code for a protein of 199 amino acids. The record is from RefSeq and is a predicted model, not a curated record. The transcript is spliced from 2 exons.
AUACGAAGAUUUUUCACCGAAAAAUUUAUUAUUUUAUGACCUUAUGACGAGUAAUAGCGAAAUUUCUGAAAAAGAUAUAAUGAGAAAUUUUCAGGAUAAACAAUAUCCAUUGUUAACAAACGAACAGAAUUUAUAUGAUUUAGACAUAAUUCGAUUUGCACCACUUGCAGUAAUUUGUCCUGAUAAUAGUCGCUUGACCCUUUUUGACAUAUUUAGAUACGUCAAGUAUACUUUUUAUAGAAAAGAUAUAGAAGUAUUUCAUACACUAAUGCUAGCAGCAACAUUUCGUCCUAUUGCUUUACUCGUAAGACUCUUUAUCAAAAUUCUUAGUUCAUCAACAUACAUUUACGAUUUUAAUAGUGACCAAAAAGAAACUUCAAAAUUCUAUGAAAAUAUUAUUUUUGUUGGUGAGUUAUGUGAACUUAAAGAUAUUUACACAUUAUUAUAUAAAUUCAAUGAUGAUUAUGUCAAACAGAUUGGUGAAGUUAAGAAUAAAAGUCCAGCCAUUGAUGAUGAAAAUAGAAACAAAAUUAAUAGGUAUCAAAAUGAUCCUGCAAAAAUUAGAAAUAAUAGUGAUAGAUGCGAAUUAAAUAAUUACAAUUUUUAUCCUAAAUACUUGUUAGAUUACAUAUUAUACAUAUAAAUUAUUCAAAUUUUAGUAUUUAUCAAUAAUUUUUUCAAAUUUUCCUCCACAAAUAUUAUACAUAAAAGUAUCUUAUUGAUAGUAGUAUCAUACAUUAUAUAAACAUAAUUAAUUAUUACAUUAGAAUUUGGUAGUACUAAUUUUGAGAACCAUACUGUUAAAACGGUCACUGAUCAACUGACAGUAUCAAUACAGACCUUUCAUGUCUCGACAUAUAAUUACGUAUAUAAAGUAUAUAACAUUUUCCUAUUGUUAACUGUGACUACUAAAAUUAUAAUAGACAUUGUAUAAUAUGUAAUAAAAUAAAAAUAUAAGUAUACAUUAUAAUUAUUGAUAUCAUUAAACACACUAGGUACAGUAAUAUUAUUUAAAAUAAAAGUUUAAAAUGUAUUUUCACUUUUGUUAGUAUAGUAAAUGAUUUAAAAAAACACAUUUUUUCCUCGAUUAUGUCAUUUUACUCAAUGCAGUCUAUUGUAUAAAUGUUUAUGAUUUAGUUGUUUAUCGAGUUAAACCCAACCCAUUACCGUUGAACAUGUCUUAUAUUAUAUGCUUUGAUAUUUUA